Hirsutella rhossiliensis is the source of this 387-nucleotide messenger RNA. RefSeq lists its product as uncharacterized. The record is from RefSeq and is a predicted model, not a curated record. Lineage: Eukaryota; Fungi; Ascomycota; Sordariomycetes; Hypocreales; Ophiocordycipitaceae. The transcript is spliced from 3 exons. Bases 1 to 387 code for a protein of 128 amino acids.
AUGCCUAGGGGGACGGAACCCUUACGCGGACUAUAUACGCUUAAUAUAUCUGCCUCCCCCUCCCCCGCUUCCUCCUUCUCGGAGCGUACGGAGUCGUUCGUCGACGCUAUACUAAGCACGGCCGACGACGGCUCCGCCGCUGCCGCUGCUCCUACCCGCGCCCCCGCUCCUGCCCGCGCCCCCGCGACCGCGCCCACCGCCGCCGCCUCUGCCUCUGCUGCGCUGGCCGCCCUUACGUCGCCCUUCCGGGUAACGACGCCGUCCCCGCCGCCGGCCCUCGCGGGCCUAGAGGGCCGCCUAAGCGCCCUAGAGAGCGCCGCCGCCGCUAAUAAGGUAGAGGAGGACGAUAAGGAUAAGGAUAAGGACGACGAUAAGGAUAAGGAGUAG